AUGUACAACGCUGGCCUCUGGAUAACCAACUCGACCGCCGUGUCUCUUGUAAUCGAACGUUGGUUAGCCACCAAGAGAAGUGCCACCUAUGAAGAGGAGUCCGUCAUGUUGGGCGUGUUUUUGGCAGCGUUGCAGUUCGUAAUCGCAGCCAUCCCCUUAUCCGUGCUCUACUCCAAAAUCCAAUUCGACGGAGUCGUUAUGUACUACUGUGUUACCGCGCAAGCCUCCCUUCCUUACGUCGGUCAAAUGAGUGCGGUCGUCGGAUUCGUGUUCCAAAUCUCCGCCAGAUUCUCCUUCCACUACCUGUACCGUCAGAAUAAACACAAUCGGGAGAGUAUUCAACACUCGACGUUAUCGAAUCGCUAUCAGUUGGAACAGAAUAUGAGCUCAAUAUCCUGCCUCAAAACCUUCGCCAACAUCUCCACCACAUUCAUAGUUAUAUAUAACGUAUGUUAUAUCACAUUGAUGUAUCUGGCAGCUUCCUUGGAACCUUAUCAAUAUUUUGGGAUUCUGGAGAUCAACCUAGCCUUUCCAACAUAUGCAAUUAUAUCCAUCAUGGUGUUAUCCAGGUCUAUGAAGAAGAUCCGAAAACGAAUUGGUAUCACUCUUGUCGGCCAUCUCAACACCUCUAAUAACUACUACCACGAUAAUUUCAAACGACAGAUAGCCUAG
Messenger RNA from Caenorhabditis remanei, 672 nucleotides. RefSeq lists its product as uncharacterized. The transcript is spliced from 6 exons. The record is from RefSeq and is a predicted model, not a curated record. Bases 1 to 672 code for a protein of 223 amino acids. Lineage: Eukaryota; Metazoa; Nematoda; Chromadorea; Rhabditida; Rhabditidae.